Messenger RNA from Elaeis guineensis (African oil palm), 3963 nucleotides. Its product is annotated as pentatricopeptide repeat-containing protein At3g05340. The record is from RefSeq and is a predicted model, not a curated record. Lineage: Eukaryota; Viridiplantae; Streptophyta; Magnoliopsida; Arecales; Arecaceae. Gene Ontology annotation, molecular function: RNA binding; protein binding. Gene Ontology annotation, biological process: RNA modification. Gene Ontology annotation, cellular component: intracellular membrane-bounded organelle.
UGUAUACUUCUAUCACAUGAUCUCAUGUGAUCAUGUCGUGACGAAAAAUUUGAUAAUCUAAUUAUAUCAAGUUGAAGUUUAAAAUAAAAUUAAAAAUUUUUAAAUAAUUUAAUUUUUUUUAUAAUUAAUUUUUUAUUGGAUGGAUCCAAAAUUCAACUCAACGAGUAAUCUAAUCCGAUCUGCAACGGGUUUCGGAAAACGAGUGGCGGCAGAGAGAAGUGGAGACAAGUAAAAAAAAAAGGCCGUUGCACUCGUUAACCAGUUAGCUAGAAAUGGGCAGUUCAUGUCACAGUGAGUAAAGCAAUCCGCAAGCUCAAUGAGACGGAGAUGAGAUAUGUCCCUCUACCUCUCAAUUAUGCCCACCUCAGCACCCUCCUUUCGCUUUGUGGUAGAGAGAGGAACUACCGACUCGGUUCUUCGAUCCACGCUGCUAUCAUUAAGAAUGCCAAUCAUUUUAGCUUCAAUAACCAUAACAGCAGUCUUCGUGAUAUCAUGGUUGUUUGGAAUGCUCUCCUGUCCAUGUACUCGAAAUGCGGCCAAUUAUUCGAUGCAGUGAAGAUUUUUGAUCGAAUGCAAAUGAGAGACUCUAUAUCCUGGAACUCGAUGAUUUCAGGUUGCUUGGUGAGGGAUGAGUUAGAGAUGGGAUUUGGAUACUUCAAACAAAUGCACGAGUACGAAAUUUUUCGAUAUGAUCGUGCAACUUUGACGACUAUUUUAUCAGCUUGUGCAGAACCUGAGCUCCUGUCUGUGAGCGCGAUGAUGCAUGCGUUGAUAAUUUCGAAUGGCUAUGAGCAGAAAAUUCCGGUGGGGAAUGCCUUGCUGACUGCUUACUUUAAAUGUGGGUGUCCAACUUCAGCACAUAAGGUGUUUGAUGGGAUGCAGGAAAGAAAUAUAGUUACAUGGACUGCGAUGGUCUCAGGACUUGCUCAGAGCCAGUUAUGCAAGGAGAGCUUGAUUUUAUUUAAAGAGAUGCGGCAUGCGAUGGAAGCUAACUCCUUGACCUACUCGAGCUCCCUGCUGGCUUGUUGUGGAUUGCGAGCCCUCAACGAAGGGCAACAGAUUCAUGGGCUUGUCAUCAAAUCUGGGCUUCACUUGGACUUGUGUGUUGAGAGUGCUCUAAUGGAUUUGUACUCAAAGUGUGGCAUAAUGGAAGAUGCACUUCUGAUCUUUAGGUCUCAUGAAGAACCCGACGAGGUUUUCUUGACUGUGAUUCUAGUAGGUUUUGCUCAGAAUGGAAUGGAAGAGAGAACUUUUAAGCUUUUUGCUGAAAUGGUGGGAGCAGGGAUUGAGAUUGAUGCGAAUAUGAUCUCGGCUGUUUUGGGGGCAUUUGGUGCCUCAGCACCAUUUGCCCUUGGGAAGCAAAUCCAUUCUAUGGUUGUUAAGAAGUCUUUGGGAUCAAAUGUUUUUGUGAGCAAUGGGCUCAUUAACAUGUACUCAAAGUGUGGCGAACUGAUGGAUUCUGUUAAAAUCUUCAGCCGAAUGGUUCAUCAGAAUUCAGUGUCAUGGAACUCUAUGAUUGCAGCUUUUGCUCGUCAUGGCCAUGGAUUUGAAGCACUUCAGCUCUAUGAAGAUAUGAAAUUGGAAGGCAUAGAGCCAACAGAUAUCACAUUUUUAUCAUUGCUUCAUGCUUGCAGCCAUGUGGGUUCUAUUGAAAAGGGUAUGGGGUUCUUGCAUUCGAUGUCAGUGGAUCAUGGGAUUAUCCCCAGGAUGGAGCAUUAUGCAUGUAUGGUAGACAUGUUGGGUCGUGCAGGUCUUCUGAAUGAUGCAAGAAGAUUCAUAGAAGAGUUGCCUGUAGAGCCUGGUCCUCUUCUUUGGCAGGCAUUGCUUGGUGCAUGUAGCAUUCAUGGUAAUUUGGAGAUGGGAAAAUAUGCAGCCCAGCACUUACUUCUUGUGGAACCAGAAUGCUCGGCAGCCUAUGUGCUGCUGGCUAACAUAUCUUCGUCAGAAGGAAGAUGGGCGGAGAGAGGUAGAAUUAUAAAGGAGAUGAAGGAGAGAGGAGUGAAGAAGGAUACAGGAAUGAGUUGGAUUGAGGUUGAGAAGGAAGUUCACAUCUUUGUCGUGGAGGACAGGAUCCAUCCUGAAGCUGAGAUUAUUUAUAAGGUAUUGGAUGAGUUGGUCGUUCUUAUCAGAGAUCAAGAGCAUUUGCCAGACUAGAGUUUUGUACUCUAUGACUUGGAAUUGUAGAGGUCAAGGUAGCUCAUGCAUUCAGAGUCAUAAAGAUACAGCAAGUAUGAAAUAAACAGAAAUUUGGAACAGAUGGACUCCUGGAUAUCCAGAAAAGCAAGUUGAAUCAGUAAGUAUGAGGAUGUUUCUCGUUUCUUUUUCAUCAAGGAAAACUUACAUCAAAAUGACAUUAAGUUAAUAUGACUGGACAGUAAACCACCAUCUAGCUGUAGUGUUUGGUUUAUAUUAGAUACCUUUUAACCACAGUAUCUGAAACAAUUGUAGGAAUGAUCUCUAGUUUUUAGAACAAGGGAUUAAAAGGGAACAUAUAGCUCAUUUUUUACUUGACAUGUACAACAACAUAUCUUGCAACUUCAGUGAAUGGAAAUUCUUAAUUUUUCUGUUCUGAAUUAAUAUCUAAGACAGUAUAACGCUUUCUACUUGUAUUAUUCCAAGAGAAAGAUGGAGUUGCUACUUAAAAAUCACAUUUUCUGUUGUUUUGCAAUUCCAUCCCCAAGAAAUAGCUGCAAAUUUGAUGUUUUUUUAUAGCUUGCAUAGGAUACCUUUUAAGCAAAAGAUUUUGGCAGCUCAAGAUAAGUGUUUUAAAGGAACUGCUCAUUAUUGUAGGAGAAUCCUUGGCUUUUCUGAAGUGAAAGUCAGAUAAAUCUGGCGCUUAAGAUCAAUUUGUUUGUAAAGAUUUAAUCAAGAAAGAAAUAGCCACUCAGCUAUGAAAUUGAACCUGUAAUCUCAAAGAAACACUAUAUCUAAAACAAGUUCAUGUUCGACUAGCUUAAGUCAUUCCAUGCAAGUCAUAUAAACUUCACUCUCAGAGUUCAUGCCAAAGAGAAGUUUCUUGGUCUGGUGAUUUGAAAUGCUUGCAGCCCAACUUCGUGAAUUGUAGAUAAUGAUUGGCAAGAGUUGAACUGAUUUCUUCUCAAUUUUCUUAUUGUACAAAAUCCUUUCUUCUCCACAUUAGUCAUUGUGAAGUGGAAGUGCUUAGACUCCCACAAUUCAAGUUCAACGGAAGUUUCUUAGCAUGGUGAUCGGAAGUGCUUGCACCACAACUUGACGUAUUGCAGGUAAUUAGAGGAAAAAGUGACUUAAUCUCUUCUUGUAUGGAUUGAUGCACAACAAUUAGUCAUUGUGAAUUCAUAGUUCAUUUGCAGUUUUCGUGAUAGUUUGUUUAGUAAUACAAAAGCAGGAGAGCCAUUCUAGAUGUUAAGUCUUCCAAAUUUUAUCAGAACAAGUGAAAGUUGCAUGGUUAGUUUAUGACAUUGAGAAAUGGUGUUGUGAAAAUUUCACUGAAAACGAUUCAUAUUUUUCAUUAAAAACAUAAAUGCGUGUCAUGAAGAAGGGCUUAUACUGCGAAACAAUCUUUGCCAUUGACUGUGCUAAGAUUCAAGAUUAGUUUGAAGAACAGAAAUUGUUCUAUGAUUCUGCAUCUGAUGAUUCAUCACCUUCUUUCAUUUUAUUUUGUCUUGAGGAUCCACUGUGAAUGGAAGCUAUGAUACUGCGAGCUGAUUAUGGUGCCUCUGGAGUCUUUGUCAUUCAGCAAUUCAGCUGCCACUUGAAGAAGAGCUGCAAACCCAAAUUCCUCCAUAAUUUCAAUGCCUGAAAUGAAAUGUAGUACACCUUAGACACAUUGGUUUCCACAGAUUUUUUUUUUAACUUUUUUUUAAUUUUAAGUUAUAUAGGAAUCCUAUUGACAAAUGCUUCUGUAUUUUAAACCACAACACCCAUGGAUUGUUUUUUUACUUUUAUAGCUUGAGCUUCACAAUAAACAGUAUAAACAGUUUUACC